GUUGAAUGUGAUUUUCAGCAGGUUUGAUGACGUUCAGCGGUCUGGACUCAUGAUUGUGUGUGCCGAUAAGAACAUUGAUGAUGAAGACUCAGUGGAUGGAGGUCGAUCCUCAUCAUCCUCUAAAGGAGCUUCAGUACGGAGAACAGGAUCCACACGCAGACCCAGCUCCGCCUCCAGCAGACCAAGCUCCGCCUCCAGGAGACCAAGCUCUGGUAAAGAGAGCUGUGGUGCCGGAGCUGUGGAUGAAGAAGACUUCAUUCGUGCCUUUGAAGAUGUGCCGACUGUACAGAUAUACUCAGCCCGAGAGCUGGAAGACUCCAUCAAUAAGGUCCGGGAGAUUCUGUCUGAUGAAAAACACGACUGGGAGCAGAGAGUGGCCGCUCUGAAGAAGGUUCGCUCUCUGCUGUUGGCCGGCGCGGGCGAUUAUGAUGGUUUUUGUCAUCAUUUGCGGCAGCUGGACGCAGCUUUCAAGCUGUCGGCUAAAGAUCUGCGCUCUCAGGUGGUGCGCGAGGCCUGCAUAACACUCGGGUCGAGUGCGCACCAGACGCCAGAGUUCAGAGACGCCGACUGGAGGUGGAGCGUCUGUGACUGACAGCAGGGGGCGGAGUCGAGCCAAAGCUGCCUCCCAAUCACAGCCGGGCAGUCGCUCCAGUUCUCCACGAAAGCUCUUGUCGUAUGGAAGAGUGUCUGUGGUUCCUGCAACACACACUCACAGACUCAGUAAAAUCCCUCGCAGUCAAGGCUGCAGUCGAGAGACCAGCCCCAGCAGAGCAGCACAGGCACGGGGCAGUCGUAUCCCGAGGCCCAGUGUGAGUCAGGGUUGUAGUCGCGACACGAGUCGAGAGAGCAGUCGAGACACCAGUCCUGCCCGCGGCUUCAGUCCUCUGGCAUCACACAGACACUGUCGCUCCACGGGUGCACUGACGGGCACUGAUGGUCUGCAGACAGAUCGGUUCGGGCUCCUCCAUCAGGCUCGUAUCUCUGCGUCGGUGAACGCCAUGCGGAUCCUGAACACCGGCACAGAGGUGGAGGCGGCGGUUGCAGACGCUCUGCUUCUGGGAGACUCGAGGAAUAAGCGUGGUCAGGUGCGGCGGCGGUAUGAGUCUCCAGGUGUGUGUUCAGAUGAUGAUGUGAACAGUGAUGCGUCGAGUGUGUGCUCUGAGCGAUCCUUCAGUUCUCGUAACGGGAGUGCGGUCCCACAUCACCUGCGGCAGACAGAGGACGUGGCGGAAAUCCUGAACCGCUGCGCCAGCGCUAACUGCACUGAGAGGAAAGAGGGACUGAUGAGCCUUCAGAACCUGCUGAAGAACCAGAGAGUGCUCAGUCGUGUGGAGCUGAAGCGCCUGUGUGAAAUCUUCACCAGGAUGUUUGCUGAUCCACACAGCAAGAGAGUGUUCAGCAUGUUUCUGGAGACUCUGCUGGACUUCAUCUCUCUGCACAGAGAGGAUCUGCAGGACUGGCUCUUCAUCCUCCUCACACAGCUGCUGAAGAAGACGGGGGUCGACCUGCUGGGGUCUGUACAGGCCAGAGUACAGCGCGCCCUCGACGUCACACGAGAGUCGUUUCCAUACGAUCAGCAGUUCAACAUCCUGAUGCGCUUCAUUGUUGAUCAAACACAAACGCCAAACCUGAAGGUGGGUCACACCGUCAUGCUCAAAUCUCAGGCGUCUCCUGAAGUCAUCAGCAGUGUGAAACCUCCGAAACCCCCUGCGACGCGCAGCAGCCCACUGACUUCACCCACCAGUGGCACACACACCGGACUCUCACCCAGUCGUUUGUGGGGCUGGAGCUCAAAGUCUUCUUCUCUUCUCGCCUCCCCUCACCCCGGCUCCGCUACACCCCCUCUGCGGGCCCCACGGCGGGCGUAUUCGCCCAGUCUGCUGGAGUACGACACAGAGAACAUGAACUCAGAGGACAUCUUUAGAGUGACUGAAGCCAUCCAGAGCUUCAGUUUCCGCAGUCAGGAGGACAUCGAGACCGCCAAACGAGACGCAAAGCGGGAGGAAACAAUUGGUGUGUUGUCAUCUGCUAUGAUGGAGGGCGGCCGGACGGCGCUGGACAACAAGACGUCUUUAUUAAACAUGCCGUCUCCUCGACCGUGGAUGAGAGAAUACAACCCGUACAACUACAGUGACUCCAUCAGCGCGUAUGAGAAAGGAGCGCUCGCAGGGUUUGAGGACACAGAGCAGACACGAGAUGAGCGUCAGCAGGACAGUGGAGAAAACAAAGUCAUGCACCCCAAAGGCUUCUCUGCAGGGCCGCGGCAGCAGCUGGAGCUGGUUGGUGAGCUGCUAAAGGAGCUGUCCAAUCGCAGCGCUCGUGUGGAGGAGAGGCGGGCCGCUCUGCUAGAGCUGCUGAAGGUCACGCGGGACGACAGUUUGAGCGUCUGGGAGGAGCACUUCAAAAGCAUGUUACUGCUGCUCCUGGAGACGCUGGGAGAUACAGACCACACCGUCCGAGCGCUGGCUCUGCGUGUGCUGAAGGAGAUUCUGCGCAGUCAGCCUGAACGCUUCAAGAACUACGCAGAACUGACCAUCAUGAAGACCCUGGAGGCGCAUAAAGACUGCCAUAAAGAGGUGGUCCGGGCUGCUGAGGAAACAGCCUGUACUCUGGCGGGCUCCAUUCACUCAGAGCAGUGCAUUAAAGUGCUGUGCCCAAUCAUCCAGACCGCAGACUAUCCCAUCAGCCUCUCUGCCAUCAAGAUGCAGACCAGAGUCAUCGAGCGCAUCUCCCAUGAUUCCCUGCUGCAGCUGCUGCCCGACAUCAUCCCGGGACUCUUACAGGGCUAUGAUAACACCGAGAGCAGUGUACGGAAGGCCAGUGUGUUUUGUUUGGUGGCCAUUUAUUCAGUGAUUGGUGAAGAUCUGAAGCCUCAUAUACAGCAGCUGACCGGCAGCAAGAUGAAGUUACUGAAUCUGUACAUCAAGCGAGCUCAAACCAUCAACAGCACCAGCAGCAGCUCUUCAGACGUGUCGGCACACAGCUGAACACAUUAGACUGUAAAAUGGACACACACACACACACACGCAAACACACACACUUCAACGCUUCAUCUGUCCUCCACACACUUCAUCAAAUGCUUUAUUACAGUGACCACGACUGUAUGAAUGUGUGUGUGUGUGUGUGUGUGUGUGUGUGUCUGUAUGCAGUGUGCAUGUGAGUCUACAUCUGUGAGUGUGUGAAUCUGUGCAUGUCCCUGAAAUAGUGU
Danio rerio (zebrafish) is the source of this 3208-nucleotide messenger RNA. The record is from RefSeq and is a predicted model, not a curated record. NCBI's taxonomy places the organism in Eukaryota, Metazoa, Chordata, Actinopteri, Cypriniformes, Danionidae.